GCGGGGGCAAGUGUACAAGGCAGAGCGGUGAUGACAGAGGAGAGGUGUCCCAAAGUGGAGCAGUAUGUUGGUGAAAUUAAAGGUGGCCUGAGACCAGCCAUGAAACUCACAGUCAUGGGAAUGGUACACUCCAACCCCAAGAGCUUUUCAGUGACUCUACUCUGUGAUCCAGUGGAUGCAAACAAAGAUAUUGGGCUGUUAUUUACAGUUAAUUUUAGUGACAAAUCCAUCACCCGAAACGCACGAAUUGCUGGGAAAUGGGGAAGAGAAGAGAAGACUAUUCCCUACUUCCCAUUUACAGCAGGCGACACAUUUAAGAUGGAGCUCUUAUGUGAACACCAGCAAAUACGAGUCUUGCUUGAUGGACGGCAGCUCUGUGACUUCACUCACCGUAUUCAGCCCCUGAACUUGGUGAAAGCUUUGCAGAUCUCAGGGGACAUCAAGCUUACCAAAGUGGCUUGAAAAAAAGGAGACCACAAUAUCACCAGGGGACAGAGGCAAAUGUAGCGUUUUCGUGAACUGAAAGGUUUCAACAGCUGUGGAUUUCACAGUCUUCUCUGGACCAACCCUAAGAAAUGGUAUCUGUAGCUGAAACUGCAUUGCCCAUUCUUGUAUCUAAUUAAAACUGCAUCUUUGCUGGCAAACUUCUUUACCAGCUCUGUUAAAUAUUUGAAUGCA
Molecule: messenger RNA, 678 nt
Organism: Gymnogyps californianus (California condor)
Lineage: Eukaryota; Metazoa; Chordata; Aves; Accipitriformes; Cathartidae
Product: galectin-related protein A-like
Exons: 5
Coding region: 31-462 (143 amino acids)
Molecular function (GO): carbohydrate binding
Source: RefSeq, a predicted model, not a curated record